Molecule: messenger RNA, 1461 nt
Organism: Euleptes europaea (tarantolino)
Lineage: Eukaryota; Metazoa; Chordata; Lepidosauria; Squamata; Sphaerodactylidae
Product: autocrine proliferation repressor protein A-like
Exons: 13
Coding region: 1-1461 (486 amino acids)
Source: RefSeq, a predicted model, not a curated record
AUGCAUCCUCUGACCCUUUUCCUCUUUGCUGCUUUCUUGCCCACUGUUUGGCUGAUGGACCAAAAGGCUCUGGAUGAAUUUGUGAACCUUCCUGACCCCCACUACAAUUAUACCAUCAUGGAGAGGGAGAGAAUAUUCUUCAUGAGUUCAUUCAAUAUUGAUACCAUCAAUAUGACCUCCCAGAAGUGGCUGGAUGAAUCUGAAGUGGACAAACCAGUCUGGAGCCAUGAAAUGAUUAUUGUUGUGCCGCGAAGAGUGAAAGUUCUAAAAUCUUGUCUUCUUGUAAUCUCACCUGGUCAAAAUGAUAAAUUGAGUCCACGUAAUAGCACUGAAAGAUUGACCCUUCCACACUCAGCAGCUCCAUCAAAAUCGGUUAUAGCUACACUGAAGCCGGCGCUUAUCCAGCCACUCACCUUCUACAAUCAUCCUUUAGGACGCAAGAACAUCACCGGAUAUGAUAUUGUUACAUAUUCCUGGUGGAGAUUUAUAAGUGACCCGACUGCACCUCCACACUGGCUUGUGCAAUUCCCAAUGGUCAAGGCCACUGUGAGAGCUAUGGACACCAUCACAGACUACUUGAAGAAAACAUAUAAUAAAGACAUCACAGAGUUUACGUUGGCCGGCAUUUCACUGGGUGGAUGGAUCUCCUGGCUGACCGCAGCAGUUGACCAGAGGGUUAAAGGAAUAGUUCCUAUUGCCAUGGAUUUUCUGAAUUUCAAGGAGACUUUCCACCACCAAUACCGAGCAUAUUGCGGCUGGUCGUAUAUGUUGAGACCCUUUCAUGAGAUGAAUAUAACCCAAGAGUUGGACAACCCCCGUUUCAGCGAUCUGGCUUCUCACGUGGACCCUCUGGCAUACAACAAGCGAUACACAAAUGUAGCCAAGUACAUAAUUGUUUUAUCAGGGGAUGAGUUCUUCCAGCCGGACAACUCACAGUAUUACUUUUCUCAGCUAGAAGGCGCCAAAUUUCUCCAAAUCCAGCCAAACACUGAUUAUGGGAAUCAACAUAUAUUUACACUUUUCAAACUCAUCUUCCCCUUCCUGCAAUCAAUGGUAGAAAAGAAAUGGCGACUUCCCAAAGUCUCUUGGGAGAUAAAAAUGACAAAUACCAGCGGGACUAUCUAUUUCACUACCCUCGAUAGCGAUAAAGUCUAUUCUUACCAUGCUGACACAGUCGGUGCUACCAGGCGAGACUUCAGGAUGAAGAUAGCAUCUGGCAAUUCUUCUCAAGACAACCCUGUAAAAUGGAUUCAGACAGAUGUUGAAACACUAGGCAUAGGUGUGUAUAAGAAAGAAAUGCCAAGGCCAGCAGAAGGAUGGAGAGGCUUCUUCAUUCAGGCUACCCACGCACAACAGACACUUGAUUCUCAUUUAGUAACAACAUCAGGCAUGCUCAUCAUGCCAGACACUUUUCCAUGUCCUGACUGCCACGGAGAUGGAUGCCAUGGCACAAUAGUCUGA